AUGCACGAAACCAAUGGGUGUACAUGGUUUGUUCAUGGCCGAAAAUUAGAGGCGAACAGGUUUUUCUACCUGCGCAAUUGUAACACAGAACAUAUUUGUGGUGUCACCGUUUGUACUUUGAAAAACCUGCUUGUUGGGUCGGAAUUAGUUGUGGACAUUAUUGUCGAACGGGUGCGUGACAGGCCACUCACACGCCCCACUGAAGUUAUCCUUGAUUUACAACAAGAUUACGGUUUGGACAUUACUUAUCGUGUCACGUGGUUAGGAGUCGAAAAAGUUAAGGGUGAUCUCUUUGGUGCCCAUUCAAGUCCGUUAGAUCAGUUACGGUGGUACAGUGACGCUGUCAUGGAACACAACCCCGGAAGCUACAUUAACAUGGAGUAUGAUGACCACACACACAGGUUCAUCCGAUACUUCAUAUCAUUCAAAGCUUGCAUCGACGGGUUCAAACAUUAUCGUCCCUUGCUGUUUUUGGAUGCCACAUUCCUCAAGGGUCGGUUCAAAGGAUUCUUGCUCGCCACCACUGUGAAAGACGGUAACCAAGGUUUAUUUCCACUUGCAUACGCAAUGGUUGACUUCGAAAAUACCAUGAACUGGGCAUGGUUCCUCCAACAUCUUGCCCAGGUCGUCAAUGUGGCCAGACCACUCACGUUCAUUUUAGACUGCAAUGUGGGUUUACUUGAAGCGAUGCCAACCGUAUUCCCUAAUGCAGAACAUGCUUUUUGCCUCCAACAUUUGCAAUGGAACUUGAGGGACAGGUUACAGUAUUCCAAUAGCAUGCAUUGUGCUAGUCUGAUCAGCAAACUACGCCAUUGCGCAUACGCACCAACUGUCGACGCAUUUAUUCAGAAGGUUGAACAAUUCCACAAAUCAGGACAUGUGGUUGCAACCCAAUUUCUUGAAACUGUGCACCCACAACAUUAG
Molecule: messenger RNA, 924 nt
Organism: Camellia sinensis
Lineage: Eukaryota; Viridiplantae; Streptophyta; Magnoliopsida; Ericales; Theaceae
Source: RefSeq, a predicted model, not a curated record